AUGUCUCUUAUUUCUGUUAAUAAUUCGAAUACUUUUCAUUAUACAUGGUUACAACGUUGUGCUUGUAAUAUAAUUCGUUAUGGUUGUACAAGUCGACCAAAACAUAUAGCUAUUGUUAUGGAUGGUAAUCGUCGUUUUGCACGUGAACAUAAUUUUGAACGUUCUCGUGGUCAUACAUUAGGUGCUGAUAAAUUAUUUGAUGUUUGUCAAUGGUGUUAUGAUUUAGGUAUCAAUGAAUUAAGUGUUUAUGCAUUUUCACUUGAAAAUUUAAAACGUUCACAAGAUGAAAUUGAUACAUUAAUGAAUAUAGCACGUUUAAAAUUAAAAGAAAUAGAAAAAUCCUUAGAAAAAAUUCAUGAACAACAAAUAUGUAUACGUGUUAUUGGUAAUUUAGAUUUAUUACCUGAUGAUAUUCGACAAUCAAGUUAUCGUUUAAUGAAUGAAACUGAUCAUUAUAAAAAUUUUGUAUUAAAUGUUUGUUUUUAUUAUACAUCAAGAAAUGAAAUAACAAAUAUAAUUAAAGAUUUAGCUAAAGGUUGUCAAAAAGAUUUAAUACAUAUUGAUGAUAUUGAUGAUGAUUUAAUUAUGCAAAGUUUAAUUGUAUCAACAAGUCAUACAGGUCAUUUACCUGAUAUAUUUCUUCGUACAUCAGGUGAAUUACGUUUAAGUGAUUUUAUGUUAUUACAAUGUCGAUUUUCUAUAUGGAUAUUUGCUGAUGUUUAUUGGCCAGCAUUUAAUAUAUGGCAUUUAUAUUGGAUUAUAUUACAAUAUGAAAUGAAAUCGAAAACAUUGAUUAAUAUACAAAAUCAAUGUAAAAAUAUUCUUAAAGAAAAUCAAAUUAAUAAUGAAGAAAAAACUCAACGAAUUAAAACAUAUCUUAAUUGGCUUGAACAACAAAGAAAUGAACGUUUAAAAUUAUAA
Messenger RNA from Rotaria sp. Silwood1, 921 nucleotides. The record is from the annotation of a GenBank genome assembly. NCBI's taxonomy places the organism in Eukaryota, Metazoa, Rotifera, Eurotatoria, Philodinida, Philodinidae.